AUGGCGACCACCUCGCAUAUGUUCAUGUACUCUCUGACCAUCCAACCACCUACUGCAAUCACACAGGCAGUGCUGGGCCAGUUUUCUGGAACUAAAGAGCAACAGGUCAUCACGGCUUCUGGCUCUAAGCUCACUAUCCACAGACCUGACCCAACCCUGGGCAAGGUUACCCCAAUCUUUUCCCAAGAUGUCUUUGGCAUCAUCCGCUCAUUGGCAGUGUUUCGGCUGGCUGGCAGCAAUAAAGAUUAUCUGAUCAUCGGAUCGGAUUCGGGUCGUAUUACCAUUGUUGAAUAUGUUCCCACACAAAACCGCUUCAAUCGGAUCCAUCUGGAAACAUUUGGCAAGUCCGGAGUUCGCAGGGUUGUUCCGGGACAGUAUCUCGCCGUGGACCCCAAGGGUCGUGCGUGCUUGAUAGCCUCGGUGGAGAAGAAUAAGCUGGUCUAUGUUCUGAACCGCAACUCCCAGGCCGAACUCACAAUCUCAUCGCCCCUGGAAGCACACAGGCCCCAGACACUAGUGUUUGCUAUGAUCUCUUUGGAUGUCGGCUAUGAUAACCCGGUAUUCGCUGCCCUUGAAGUGGACUACUCAGAGGCCGAUCAGGAUCCCACUGGUGAAGCGUACAAGGAGAUGGAAAAAGUCCUCGUCUACUAUGAGCUAGAUUUGGGUCUCAACCAUGUCGUCCGCAAGUGGUCUGAUCCAGUCGACCGCACCGCAAACAUGCUGUUCCAAGUGCCCGGAGGCGCAGAUGGACCUAGCGGUGUUUUAGUGUGUGCCGAGGACAGCAUCACCUACCGCCACUCCAAUCAAGAUGCAUUCCGCGUGCCCAUCCCGCGCCGCAGUGGCCCCACCGAAAAUCCCGAACGCAAGCGAACCAUUGUCUCGGGUGUGAUGCACAAAAUGCGUGGCGCAUUCUUCUUCCUUCUUCAGACUGAGGAUGGCGACGUUUUCAAGGUCACGAUUGAGAUGGCCGUGGAUGAGAACGGUCAAGUGACUGGCGAAGUGCAAGGUCUUAAGAUUAAGUUUUUUGACACUGUCCCAGUCGCCUCGAGUCUUCUCAUCCUCAAGAGCGGUUUCCUCUACGUUGCAAGCGAGGCGGGCAACCAUCAUUUCUACCAAUUUGAAAAACUUGGUGAUGAUGAUGAGGAGGUGGAGUUCAGCAGUGAUUCGUUCUCUGCGGAUCCUUCUGCUCCAUAUGAACCUGUCUUCUUCCGUCCUCGUCCAGCAGAGAACUUGACUCUCAUGGAAUCAAUCAACUCAUUGAACCCAUUGAUUGACAGCAAGGUUGCCAACCUGACAGAGGAUGACGCCCCUCAAAUAUACUCCGUCUGUGGUACCGGCGCCCGCAGUACAUUCCGAACUCUGAAGCAUGGACUGGAGGUCUCUGAGCUGGUGGAGUCAGAACUUCGUGCCGUGCCUUCGGCUGUCUGGACAACUAAGUUGACACGAUCCGACGAGUAUCAUAGAUACAUUGUCCUCUCCUUUGCCAACGGUACCAUCGUUCUGGGAAUUGGCGAGAUCGUUGAAGAGAUUACCGAGGAUUCGGGUUUCCUUUCCACAGCACCCACACUGGCUGUCCAACAGCUCGGCGAAGACUCUCUCAUUCAAGUGCACCCUCGAGGUAUCCGCCACCUUCUCGCGGAUCAGCGAGUGAAUGAAUGGCCCGCACCACAACAUCGUUCCAUCGUCGCUGCCGCCACAAAUGAACGCCAAGUUGCCGUGGCUCUCAGUUCCGGAGAAAUUGUCUACUUCGAGAUGGAUGCCGAUGGGUCUUUAGCAGAGUACGAUGAUCGGCGCCAAAUGUCUGGCACGGUCACCUGCCUCAGUCUUGGAGAGGUGCCCGAGGGUCGUGUUCGCAGUACCUUCUUGGCUGUCGGCUGUGACGAUUCAACUGUCCGCAUCCUCAGUCUAGACACAAAAAACAUGUUGGAAAACAUGUCUGUCCAGGCUCUCACAUCAGCACCCUCAGCUCUCAACAUCAUGGCUAUGGCCGAUUCGAGCUCUGGGGGCACGACGUUGUACCUGCACAUUGGUCUUUACUCCGGUGUAUACCUUCGUACUGUGUUAGACGAUGUGACCGGCGAGCUCUCAGACACCCGAACACGCUUCCUUGGUGCCAAGCCUGUUAAACUGUCCCAAGUGUCAGUUCAAGGUCAAACCGCAGUCCUUGCCCUGAGCUCUCGUUCGUGGCUCGGAUACUCUGACGUCCAAACCAAGAGCUUCAUGCUAACCCCACUGGACUACGUUGGUCUGGAGUGGGGUUGGAACUUCUCAAGCGAGCAAUGCUUGGAGGGCAUGGUCGGCAUUCAAGGCCGAAAUCUACGGAUUUUCUCCAUUGAGAAGCUCGACAACAACAUGCUCCAGGAGUCAAUUCCCUUGGCAUACACUCCGCGUCGCUUCGUUAAGCACCCGGAGCAACCCAUUUUCUAUGUCAUCGAAUCCGACAACAAUGUCCUAUCCCCUGCGACUUGCGAAAGCUUGAUCAAGGACUCAGAGGCCCGAAAUGGCGAAGUUACCACUCUGCCGCCCGCUGAAUUUGGGUACCCCCGUGGAAAUGGUCACUGGGCAUCCUGCAUCCAAGUGGUUGACCCCAUUUCCAACAAGGAAGUCGUUUUCACCCUUCAUCUGGAAGACAAUGAGGCGGCCGUAAGUGUUGCCGUUACGCCUUUCUUCAGCCAGGAUGAUGAGCUGUUCUUGGUUGUCGGAACUGCGAAAGAUAUGGAAGUCAGUCCUCCGAAGUCCAAAGGUGGCUUCAUUCAUAUCUACCGAUUCGCCGAGGAUGGUCGCAAGUUGGAGUUUAUCCAUAAGACGAGCACUGAGGAGCCCCCCCUUGCUCUCCUCCCAUUCCAAGGCAAACUCCUGGCAGGCAUUGGCUCCAUGCUUCGCCUGUAUGACCUGGGCGUGAGGCAACUACUCCGAAAAUCCCAGUCCCCUGUGGUUCCCCACACGAUUGUUGGUCUUCAAACCCAAGGAAGCCGCAUUGUGGUCAGCGAUGUUCGUGAGAGCGUGACUUUUGUGGUCUACAAACAACAGGAAAAUGUUUUAAUUCCUUUUGUGGAUGAUUCCAUUGCGCGCUGGACCUCUUCAACCACCAUGGUCGACUACGAAACUGUCGCCGGCGGAGACAAAUUUGGUAACCUGUGGUUGCUGCGAUGCCCGACCAAAGCGUCGGAGGAGGCGGACGAGGAUGGAUCUGGGGCUCAUCUUGUUCACGAGCGGGGCUACCUGCAGGGAACGCCCAGUCGUCUUGAGUUGAUGGUGCACUACUACACCCAGGACAUCCCGACUAGUCUGCACAAGGCACAGCUGGUGGCUGGUGGACGUGACAUUGUUGUCUGGACUGGCUUCCAGGGAACAAUCGGCAUGUUCGUUCCCUUCGCGAGCCGUGAAGAUGUCGAUUUCUUCCAAAGCCUGGAGACGCAGCUGGCUGUCCAGCAUCCCCCUCUGGCGGGUCGGGAUCAUCUCAUUUAUCGCGGUUACUACGCGCCGGUGAAGGGAGUCAUCGACGGUGACUUGUGUGAGAUGUACUUCCUCCUGCCCAAUAAUACGAAGAUGAUGAUUGCUGCAGAGCUAGACCGGUCCGUGCGGGAGAUCGAGCGUAAGAUUUCGGACAUGCGGACACGAGUAGCGUAUUGA
Penicillium odoratum is the source of this 3633-nucleotide messenger RNA. Its product is annotated as DDB1/RSE1 family protein. NCBI's taxonomy places the organism in Eukaryota, Fungi, Ascomycota, Eurotiomycetes, Eurotiales, Aspergillaceae. Gene Ontology annotation, cellular component: nucleus; U2 snRNP. The transcript has 4 exons. The record is from RefSeq and is a predicted model, not a curated record. Gene Ontology annotation, molecular function: U2 snRNA binding; protein binding. Gene Ontology annotation, biological process: mRNA splicing, via spliceosome. The coding region runs from base 1 to 3633 and encodes 1210 amino acids.